GUCAAAGGUAUAGUUAAGCUGUUCGCUGUGUGCGGAAAUACAGCUCAUCUGGCGUACGUAGAUGUACCUUACCAUGGACAUCAGCAAUUGUCUUGGGUAGUCAGCUCCCCGGCCUUUCUCGGUACCAUUUAACACCGAUUUUAACAGGAACAAUCAUUGAAAACGUUUAACGUGAACAGAAAUGAGCAUAACACGUGCAUCAGGGAAAGGGAUGUACGUAUGUUAACAUCUACCGGACUUUUCCUGGGAAUAUAUUUCCGUAUACAUUUCCGUGUGUUGAGAUAAACACUUAUCAAUUAAAAAUCUUCCCAAAGAUGAUGACUUAAGGAAAACGGUGAAUGGAGCUCCAAAUUACGAAACACGUUUCCUGCAAUCUACAGGUAGUUUCAAGGUCACGCUAGCGUGCAGCUCUUGACCAGGGCGUUGGUAGAGAUCCGAUUGUCCGGAGCAUCCAAGAUGGCCGGAAUCAGCCGGAAUACGUACCUGUUGUGGGGAGGCAUCCUCAUUACACUGGCAUUCUAUCUUCAUACCCCAUUCCCGAACGAAGCUGCGGAACCAUGGAAACAAAGAAUUACGUCAGCUUCUGUUAGAAUUAUCAACGACUUGAGUUUUCUGGGCCAGCUCCUUGGAAUAGCGUCAUCUGUUAACAUAACGCGUGUUCUGAGUGAAAGUAUAAAACACCUCAACACUGCCUCACUGCAGUCAGACAUCCGGCAAAAAGUACAGGUAACAGAUGAGACGUUUGACGGAGUACCUGUGCGGGUAUAUAAGCCGACAAGCACCAAGACAUUACUUCCCGGUGUCGUACAUAUCCACGGCGGGGGGUGGGCUCUACUUAGUGUCGAUGCCUACCAUGCCUUUACCAUAGAGCUGGCUCUCAAGACCGAGGCGAUCGUGGUUUCAGUAGAGUACAGACUGUCCCCUGAACACCGUUUCCCUGUUCCACUUGACGACUGCGUUACUGCCACGAAAUACAUUAUACAGAACGCGAAGAGACUUGGCGUGGACAGCUCGAGAGUGGCUGUGAUGGGUGACAGUGCAGGCGGUAAUUUAGCAAUGGCCGUGUCUCUGAGAAUGGUGGCUGAAACUCAGCUUCCAAAACUCAAGGUCCAGGCUCUGCUUUACCCAGCCCUGCAGGCUAUGGAUUUCAACACACCCUCUUACCAACAGUACAGUCAAAAGCUGCGCAAGUGUCCCUCGUUUGCCACCAAGGAGAUCCUUGUACGAUACUGGCAGCUAUACGCUUUCGGACACGAGGGAUACACGUCAGAUUUUUACGUGAACAACCACACAACACUGGCUCUGAAGGAUUCCAAGUACGCUGAAUACGUAAACCACAAGCAUUUACCCUCGAAGUAUCUCGUCAAAGAUAAAAACCCUGCAGUAUGGAAUACAGAGAAUGGAAACACCGCUAACGAAAUUGAAAGCAUCAUAACAAACCCGUUUUAUGCCCCGCUGAUGGCCUCAGACGAAGAGUUACGGAACUUGCCAAAGACAUAUAUCAUGACGGCUGAGUACGACUGUCUACGUGAUGACGGUUGGAUCCUUGCUGACCGCCUCAAGUCUCUACAACUAAGUUGUAAACACGAUCAUUAUGACGGGUACGAACACGGCUUUGCUUUAAUGCUUCAUUAUGAUGUUCAUGGAAAAUUAAUGAAUAACAUUGUUCAGUAUUUCCAACAUAAUCUAUAGUUGUGCCAUCAGAUUAUAGUAUGUUCUAUUUUGUUGAUGUAUACUUAGUCUUGUACAAAUCCACCUCCAAAUCAGAGUAUUUAAGAAACAUUCAAAACGCAGAGAGGGGAAAGAAUAACUAGGGAAAGUGAUCAAUUAUAUUUUAUAUUAUAUCUAUCUGUCAUGUCCUAGAACAUAUACGACGGUUAUCUCCCCUGUUCUGUAGAUACAUUCGCAUCUUUGCAAGAUAUUUCGUUUAAAGUUGCAGUUACAUUAUAAAGCGUUAUUCCGUCUUUUCGUAUUGCAGAGUUAUCUGCUCUUGUGAGCUGGUAUUGAUUGUAACGUCGUUAGUUUGUGUGAGGAAAUAACGUCGUUUUAUCAACGAUUUAUGACGUUCCUCUUAUAAACACAUGACGUAACAAUCAAUACCUGCUCACAAGAGCAGAUAACUCUGCAAUACGAAAAGACGGAAUUAUGGUGUGUAUGACAAUCUUGUUAUAGAAUACGCAUGAUUGUUAUCAAUUGUCAAUGUCAAAAAGUGGCUUAUACUACGCUAGUUUGAAUAAACAGACA
Mizuhopecten yessoensis (Yesso scallop) is the source of this 2244-nucleotide messenger RNA. Its product is annotated as neutral cholesterol ester hydrolase 1-like. Gene Ontology annotation, cellular component: membrane; cytosol. Gene Ontology annotation, biological process: triglyceride catabolic process. NCBI's taxonomy places the organism in Eukaryota, Metazoa, Mollusca, Bivalvia, Pectinida, Pectinidae. Gene Ontology annotation, molecular function: triacylglycerol lipase activity; sterol ester esterase activity. The record is from RefSeq and is a predicted model, not a curated record. The transcript is spliced from 7 exons. Bases 457 to 1692 code for a protein of 411 amino acids.